AUGAACUUCCUGUUCAAAUCGAUCUCUGGGCUCCAGUUCCCAUAUUCGCUUGCAUCAGAACCAACUGUUUCUACGCCCAUCUGGGAAGCCACCGAUGGACAUCGAAAAUCAGAUUCACACCCGGUAACGGUAUUCAGCUUUCAAAGAGAUGCCAAAAACUUGGAGUUGGAAGCCCUUAUAUCUAAUGCUAUACGCCAUUUUAAGAUUUUGAAGCUUCCAGGACUUGUCAAAGUACUAGAUGUUUUAGAGACCAAUGCUGCAACCAGCUAUGUAAUCACCGAAAGAGUGACACCGCUGAAUACACAGGGCUUGAGUAUGCAGGCUUUGAGUUUGGGCGUGUUCCAACUUGCAGAAACCUUGGAUUGUUUACAUAACCAGGCCCAGGUAGUGCUGGCCACAUUGUCCAAAGGAACGGUUUUUGUCAAUGAACGAGGCGAAUGGCGUCUCUUUGGCCUUGAAUUAUGCUCGAAAAUAACCGAACUGCACCGUCUCAAGCAGUUUGCGGGAGCCUAUUCGUCUUUGAUGGCUAACACAAACGUCCAGGUGCCACCAACUUCGUCCGCAAACGCAGAUGCAAUCUUACUUGCCAAAUUUAUAUCCAGCAUCUACAACCCAGUUCCAAACGAUUGGAGAUCGCUUCUUACCAGCAUGGAACAAGGUAGGCUCACUUUGACACAGUUUGUAUCGCGUGCUGCUAACACACUACCUUUCCAAUCGGCGUUAAUCGUCAUUUAUCAAGAUCUCAAAGAAUUUCACAUCAAGGAUCCCAAGGGCAAAAUAGUGGCCAUGAUCGAUUUGCAACGCAAGAUUAUGGAGGACUCUAGCGUACUUAGAAACUGUACACCCGGGUUCGUGGAGCACUAUUUAAUCCCAGAAAUAGCGCAAUGCAUCAAGACAAUAACGGAAGGACAAAACGUUCAACUUGGAACUAUGGCCACUGCAAACACUGCAUCAUUCGUUGCAACGCUUCUUGAGCUUACUUGCUCUAGCCAGCCAAUAACGGACUCAAAAUCGGUAUUCGACAAGUACGUCAAACCUGUUCUGUUCGAGAACUUUAAACAACCGGACAGGCAGGUCAGAUUCCUCUUAUUAGUGUACUUCUCUAGCUACCUCCCCAAGCUAACCAACUCUGAAGUGUCUGAUCGCAUUUUUCCACAUUUCGUACAAGGUCUGGCAGACACAGACGUAACAAUGAGAAUUCAAACGCUUAAAAGGAUACCAGACGUUGUCCCAAUGAUUACCGAGCGGCAACUGAACAAUGACUUACUUAGACAUUUGGCCAAAACGCAGGUUGACGGAGAUGUCGAAAUCAGGACAUGGACAAUACUAACAAUUUCUGGUCUAUCCAAAAAGCUUUCACCAUCCAACAACAGAUCCGGUAUAUUAGCUACGGCAUUUACGAAGUCUUUAAAAGAUCCACAAGUAAAACCUCGGCUCGCAGCCCUUUAUGGGCUGGAAACUUCCUUGGAAUUAUUCGAUAUUGAAACCAUAGCUAACAAGGUCCUCACAGUCAUCGCUCCUGGUCUGCUCGACAAAAACGAACAGGUUAGAAGCAAAGCCAAAAAUCUGUUUCGGGUAUACCUUUCCAAGCUUGAGUCUGAAGCUGACGGAAUUCCUACAGCUGACAGUGAACAUAUUGACAUAGAUUUUAGUGCCGCUGGAAUUCAAGAUGAUUCUAAUGUUGUGCAACAGUUCAUGGAGACGCUAAGGCUAUCUACACCUCCAAUAAUUGCAGGUAAUGAAGUUUCUGUACCUACCGGUUUCGUGGACAGCUCAGAGUCGGUAGCAGAUGAUGCAGGAUGGGAAGUAACUGAUGAAUGGGGUGACGGAUUCGACACUGAACAACACAAACCAAUAAUGGGCACGCCGCAAAUCGAAAAAAACCCUAAGGGAACCGUGAAAGUAGUGAAAUCAUGGAACGAUGAAUUGGAAGACGACGAGUGGGACGCAUGGGAUAGGCCUGCAAAGCUCCAGACCAAAGUGCAACCUAAGUCAAAACCCAAGGCAACAACCACUCUGAGGAACGCUUCUAAAAUCGUCAAUACCAAAAAGCCUCAGCCUCUAAACAAGAAAGAAGACAUGAAUAGUGUAGACGAAGAAGAUCAAGAAGGCGGGUGGGACGAAGAGUGGUAA
Messenger RNA from Lachancea lanzarotensis, 2133 nucleotides. It is a transcript of the gene CEX1, whose product is annotated as LALA0S09e04764g1_1. The transcript has a single exon. NCBI's taxonomy places the organism in Eukaryota, Fungi, Ascomycota, Saccharomycetes, Saccharomycetales, Saccharomycetaceae. Gene Ontology annotation, biological process: tRNA export from nucleus. Bases 1 to 2133 code for a protein of 710 amino acids. The record is from RefSeq and is a predicted model, not a curated record. Gene Ontology annotation, cellular component: cytoplasm.